Molecule: messenger RNA, 690 nt
Organism: Cicer arietinum (chickpea)
Lineage: Eukaryota; Viridiplantae; Streptophyta; Magnoliopsida; Fabales; Fabaceae
Product: basic blue protein-like
Cellular component (GO): plasma membrane
Molecular function (GO): electron transfer activity
Source: RefSeq, marked provisional
AGCUCAUUAUUCCAAAUUCAAUUACAUCCAUAUCCCAAAAUUUCCUUUUACAAAUUUCUAGCAAUUACAUCCAUAUGGCUUUGGGAAGAGGCAGUGCAUUGGUUGUUCUACUAGUUUGCUUUUUGGUGAUUCACUCUGAGUUGGCUCAGGCUGCCAUCUACACUGUUGGAGGUGCUGGUGGUUGGACCUUUAACACUAUUGCCUGGCCUAAUGGGAAAAACUUUAAAGCUGGUGAUACACUUGUAUUCAACUAUAGUCCGGGUGCACACAAUGUGGUGGCAGUGAGCAAAGCAGGGUAUGGUAGCUGCAAGACUCCAAGAGGAGCCAAAGUGUAUCGGUCAGGAAAAGAUCAGAUAAGGCUUGCUAGAGGACAAAACUAUUUCAUCUGCAAUUAUGUUGGUCACUGCGAGUCUGGAAUGAAAAUUGCCAUCAAUGCUGUUUGAUUUUUAUUAUUAUAAUAAUAAUAUUGUGUGCUUUUAUCUAUGUGCUUUCAUCAUACCUCUUGUACCUGUUCUAAUUUAUACACUUCGUGAAUCAUGUAGAAGUUUUCAAUAAAUGGAAAGGUGGGUGUGAAUUGUGGUGUGUACCAUUUAUGUUAGUAAAUGUUAUUCAUCAUGGGUGUAGUAAGUUGUAACAAUACUUUUGUGUAAUACGGCCCAAUUGUUUUGAGAGAACGGCAUAUGACUUGAA